Formica exsecta is the source of this 1782-nucleotide messenger RNA. Its product is annotated as aminopeptidase N-like. The record is from RefSeq and is a predicted model, not a curated record. Gene Ontology annotation, molecular function: peptide binding; zinc ion binding; metalloaminopeptidase activity. The transcript has 5 exons. Lineage: Eukaryota; Metazoa; Arthropoda; Insecta; Hymenoptera; Formicidae. The coding region runs from base 25 to 1341 and encodes 438 amino acids. Gene Ontology annotation, cellular component: cytoplasm. Gene Ontology annotation, biological process: peptide catabolic process; proteolysis.
CAGGUAUCUGAGGCAAAAAUUAACAUGACAUUUCUAAAACUAUUAAUUAGCUGUUUAACAUUUAUCACUGUGGAAGCUCUUUUUACUGAUGCCCAAAUUGAGCUAUAUGAAAAAUAUUUGCGAAGUUUUCACAAAAUAACACCAGAGCAUUAUAAUAUUCAACUCGAACCAGAUAUUGAACUAAAUAUUUUUUAUGGCGAAUGCAAUAUUAGCAUUAGGAUUCUUGUACCAACGCAAUCCCUAAUAUUGUAUUCAAAAAUUAAAUUUAUAAAUGAUAUAAUUAUGACUGAUAAUCCACCAAGAUUUCACGGGUACAAAGAAAUUAUUGUUCAUCCGAUAAAAUAUUUAUAUAAUGAUACGAAUGAAAGUGUCCAGAUUUUCUUUACAAAUAACAUAUCACCGGGAUAUUACAUUUUGAAUAUGAAAUAUGAUGGUAUUAUAGGUGAUGAUACAAAGUUAACAAAUUUUUACAAACAAAAAUAUAAAUGGUGGUUAAUACCAACGCAUUUCGAUGUAUUUGGAGCUCGACAAGUGUUUCCAUGCUUGGGCGAAUAUUUACAAGCCACCUUUAACAUUACUAUAAAGCAUCAUAGUAACUAUGCGGCUCUAUCAAGUAUGAAGGUACAAAAAGUGGACAGAGAUGAUGAAGACAUGGCGCUCACACACUUUAAAACCACACCUAGACUGCCCACUUAUCUCAUAGCAGGGAUAGUGACUAAUUUCUAUCACAACUCCACUAAAAAUAUGAUUACAAAUGUGUGGUAUAGAAAUUGUUCCGCAUUGCGCAUGGUAUUUGCACGGAGAGUUAUUGAAGAUAUCACAUUGUACUUGGAACACAGAUGGAUACGUCCAGAAAUAAUUUCGAAAGUGAAUCAUCUUGCGAUUCCGAAUUUUCAAGACAAAGAUAUGGUGAAUUUGGGAUUAGUUCUUUAUAGAGAAAAAGAUAUUAUCUACGAUAAAAAUUUAGAUCCCGCUGCGCGUAAAAUCGAUGUAGCUCGCAUAGUAGGAUAUAAAGUAUCACAGGAAUGGUUUUAUAAUGUUUAUGACUUAGUUUGGGCAUCACGGAGAUCAUUUUGGUUUAACGAUUGUCUUAUUAGAUUUUUGGGAACAUUUACCAUCCACAAGGUUUUCCCAGAGUCCCGCAUAAUGGAUUUGUUUGUGGUACAAUUUCAUCACGAAUUUCUUGAUUUCGAUACUUCUUAUAAUACAUCUCCGUUCAACACUUCUUUUGAAUUUCCCCGUUGCAUUAAAGUAUCUAUUAUAUUGCGGAUGUUACAAAACAUGGUUUCUGAAAACAUAUUUUUGGAGAGUAUGAUUAGCAGAUAUAUAAUUUACAAGUGAGUAAUAUACUAUAUUAUAAUAGUUACUAUGCAAUAGAAAACUAAACAAGUUAAGUAUAAUAAAUAUAAGUUUCAUAAAAUAUUGUGCUUUAUAGUGCUUAUAGUGCUUUCUCUAUUUUUCCGACAAUUGAUAAUCUUCGCGCUUACAUAUAGAAGGAAAUGAUUUUUUGUAAAAUAUUUUUUUUUUUACUUAUUGCCUUUAUUUUUAUCAUUCCAAAUUUUAUCACAAUUCUGCAGAUAAUAUUUAUUUUAUUUUUCGCUUUGUUUAGAGAGCUUAAUCAAUGCACAAUUAUUGUUAUUAUAACUUAUGUUGUUCAUUUUAUAUUAUAUUAUCUAAAUCUUACGCAAUUUCGCUUACUUCGAAUAUAAUUGUGUUUUAUUUAUCAUUUAUAUAUCCAUUUAGCUUCCACAAUGUUAAUUUGAUUUUGUUAUUUCUAAAUAA